Messenger RNA from Penaeus vannamei (Pacific white shrimp), 3747 nucleotides. The record is from RefSeq and is a predicted model, not a curated record. Lineage: Eukaryota; Metazoa; Arthropoda; Malacostraca; Decapoda; Penaeidae.
UGCGAGGAGCCGGAGGUUUGCAGGUCGCCGCCAGCCCCCCUGCAGGCCGAUCGCCUCCGCCAGGGAGUGCUGUCCCGUCGGAUGGGAUUGCUCGGACUCGUACUUGAUCACGGUGCCCAAGGUGUUCGUGCGGGGAGGCCAGUCGACCGUGUGUGUUUCCUCGAGGACGACCCGCCUAUCUCGGUCAACCUCACUUUGACGAUGAUGGUCGAGAAGGACGAGGUUCACGUCACGGUUGUCGAGACAGUGUCGACCAAUCGCGUGUGUGUGGACUUCCCCGUGCCUGACGGCGGCGACACCUCAGCCGCCCUUCUCAUCGAGGGGGGCAUCGGCGAGGUCCUCGUGUCUAAGGAGCUGAGGAUCAGCCUCGUCUCCGUCGGCAGGACUUUCGUGCAGACGGACAAGUACCUGUACGAGGAGGGGCAGUCGGUGAAGUUCCGCGUGCUGAGCGUCGAGGGCGAGAGGGCCGCCAUCUCCUACGAGGACCUGGACGAGGUGUGGGUAACCUCGCCGACGGAGACGCGGCUGGUGCAGUGGCUCAACGUCAGCAACAGCCGCGGCCUCGUGCAGCUCGAGUUCCCGCUGGCCGAGCACGUGCAGGAGGGAGCGUACACAAUCCACGUGAGAACUGGAGGACGUGUUACAGCCCAGGACUUCAAGGUCGAGCCAUACGUACUACCGAGAUUCGAGGUCACUCUCAACCUUCCACCUUACACGCUUGUCUCCCAGACCCUGAUCACGGUCGAAGUCUGUGCUGAUUACACGUAUGGGCAACCCGUAACAGGCAGCGGCAGUCUCUUUGUGAAGAAGAACAGGUACUAUUAUUUCGAAGAUACAAAGGACGACGUUCUUACCAUCCCAAUCCCGACCUUCAGCGGUUGCACGGACGUCGAGGUGGACACCGGCCUCAUCGACACGGUGGGUUACGGCUUCAUAGGGGUUCUUGCCCUGACAGCUGACAUCACCGAGGAAGGCACCGGACUCAUGGCCUCAGGCGCCGCGACCCUCGAGCUGGCCUCCCAACGCCUCUCCUUCGCGUGGAUUAGCCGAGGGAAGGAUGCCAAGCCGGGCUUGCCCCUCGAGAUGCAGAUUCAGGCGAGGUUCCCAGACCAAUCAGGAGCCCCAGACGUCGAGGUAACAGCCUGUGUCGAAACCGCGUGUAAAGACUUCGUGACUGACGAGCACGGUGUCUUCUCGGUGGUCGUGCCUCCCCACCUCGUGAAACCUUACGGCAAUCUCAAGGUAACUCUGGCGAACGAAGACAAACAGGAAGGAAACCUUGGCAACCUUUACCCGUCGGUGGGCUACUUCUACUUCGAUGUCUACUACUCUGAGUCGAACUCCAGUCUCUCUCUUGUCAUCCCGACGGACGCUGUCGACUGCACUCCUGGAGGGGACAUUAGCCUGUCUCUGCCGGUGCUCUUCGUGGCCAACAACAUCAACCAGGCUCUGAUGAGACUGCAGGUGAUAUCAAGGAGCCAGGUGAUACUCGUUGAUUCCUUCGUCCAAGACCUGGUGGCUUCGGACUUGGCUCUAGAUGAAGACGCGCUCCUGGAACCAGUGAAGGAUCUCGACGAAGGAUUUGUCAGGGGAUCCUUCUCUGUCCAGCUGGAACUCCCGUACUAUGCGUCGCCCUCUGUCAAUGUUUUGGUCUGGUAUUCCACCGCGGCCGGCGAGGUGAUCGCAGGCUCUGGCACCGUGGAGGUCGGCGCCUGUCUGCCCACCGUCGCCAGCCUGGCAUGGGCCCCCGCUGGCCCCGCGGCGCCCAAAGACAACGUUCAGAUCACUAUCACAGCGUCGCCGAACUCCAUCUGCUCGCUGGGCGUCGUUGACAGGAGUGUCGAAAUCCUGUCCAGAGGGAAAACGGGCAGCCUGUCAACCGCCGCCGUGUUCCAGCUUUUAACGGCAACCGAACCCUACAAGUGGUUGGGCAGCCAAAUUGAUAAUUAUGGUUAUUGCUCAGGAGAUACCAGUCCACCAUUCAAUGAAGAUGUCGUAGAGAUAGGAGAAAUAGCCAAACGUAGUUACUACUGGAUGCCGUAUACAACCUCGUACAUAGAUGCCUUGUCAGCUUUCAAUGAUGCAACCCUACUGGUGGUUUCUGAUUUGACAAUUGAAACACGACCCUGCGAAGUACCAGAUUUCGGUGGAUUUGAUAUGUAUGGCGGAGGUGCAGUCUAUGCAGCCGGACCUCUGCCUGGGGGAAUCCCAGAUGCAGAUGGCGCUAUAGAAGAAGAUGACAGCGGGGCAGGUGAUGAAAUAAAGGAAGCGGAAGAACAACAAGAACCUAGGGCAUACUUCCCUGAGACGUGGCUCUGGGACAUCUACGAGAUCGGAGACGCGGGGUCGACGUCGUUCUCCGCCCGGGUUCCGGACACGGUGACGGAGUGGGUGGGCGAGGCGGUGUGCGUCAACCCCGAGCUCGGUCUCGGCCUCUCCCCGCCCACCACGCUCACGGUCUUCACGCCCUUCUUCCUUGACCUGACGACGCCGCCGUCCGUCCGCCGCCAGGAGCGAGUGCCGCUGCGCGUCUCCGUCUUCAACUACCUGGACCAGACGCUGCCGGUAAGCGUCAGCCUGAGCCCCAACGCGACGUUCACGGCCGAGGAAUACGCCCACAGCGUGUGCGUCCCCGCCCACAGCAUGCGCGUGGCCGAGUUCGUCGUGGUUCCGCAGGAGGCCGGGGACGUCGGCCUCACCUUCAGCGCCUCCGUCACGAGCGCCGACGAAGGCUGCGACGCCGGGGACGACCUGCCCACGAAGAGUGACGUCAUGAUAAAGCCGCUGAAGGUGGUGUUCGAAGGCGUGCAAAGAGAGAUAGUGCACGGCGUCUUCCUGUGUGGAGAUGGCGAGAACGAGACCUGGUCCCUGGCGACGCCCUCGGGAAUCGUCGAGGGAUCCGAGCGGGUGUUCGUGUCGGCCUCGGCGGAUCUCCUGGGGCCUUCCAUCGAGAAUUUGGGGAACUUGGUGAGAAUGCCCUAUGGAUGUGGAGAGCAAAAUAUGAUCAACUUCGUACCCAACAUUUAUGUGGUUAAGUACCUCGACUCAAUUGGCCAAGGUGACUCUGACAUCGUCGAUCAGGCCACCAGUUUUAUGAUCACAGGCUAUCAGCGGGAGUUGACUUACCGCCGGUCUGACGGAUCCUACAGCGCAUUCGGAGACAGUGAUUCGGAAGGGUCGACUUGGCUCACGGCGUUCGUUCUGAGGUCCUUCGCCGAAGCAUCACAGUACAUUACGAUCGACGAAAACGAUUUGCAAGUCACCGCUGACUGGCUGCUGAGUCUCCAGAUGGACGACGGCUGCUUCCAGUCCGUCGGGCAUGUUCAUCAUCAGGCGAUGAAGGGCGGCCUGGGCAGCGCCUCGGCCUCAGCAGUGCCCUCUCAGCCUACGUGGCAUCGCCCUGACUGCAUCGCGAGCGACACAGCUGCCACCGACGUCUACUCAGAGUCCCUGAAGGCCUACGCCCUCGCCUUGGCUUCGAGCGCAGACGCCCCCGCCCACAUCACUGCAGCGUACGACCUCCUGACCGCCGGCGAUGACGAGGGAGAGAGCAUCUGGGUCGAGAGCGCGGCGUACACCGUCCUGGCCAUGCUGAAGGUCGAUCACGAAGACUACGUCUCCCAGGCGGUCGACCUCAUCAGGAGAAUGUCAUCCCACCGCAACAGCCUCGGGGGUUUCCACUCGACUCAGGACACUGUCUUAGCCUCGAAGCCUUCGCUGAGUAUAGCAUUCUCUUCCACCGUCUGA